ACACUUUGUAAGGUUAAAGUCCAUCUAGAUGUCAAUACCUAACUGAGUGCUUAGUGUUCAUGUAGGUUCUCAUGGAAAAUGCAUUCCGCUCAGGCCAUUGGCCAUCACACACUCCACCGCUGCCACACAGAACAGAGGAAGGGCACUGUUUUAAACCUGGUUGAUAUGGAACACGCUUCUGUGGUUAAUAUACCCCACCAACCUGUUUCAAAUGUGGAUAUUGCUUGGAGAGGAGAGGAAGAAGAGGGACGCUGGAGGAGAUUGUGGAAUGUUGAAUAAGUGGAAUAAACACCUACUGUAAAAACACCAUGAUGGAAUUGAGACUCAAUGGGAGUGGAGGAACGAUGACUCUACCUCCAUUACCUGCUGCAGUAAAAGGGCUGAUAGUUUGACUCCAGCCCCUCUUCCCCUCGCUGAGAGGCAGUUGGACUAUGCCAAUGAACCACAGGGGUACCCACCUGCCCACUACUGUGGGCUGUCUCCUCACAGAAUGUCCCUGGUGGAUGAGAUGGAGGAGGAGUGCUUGUACACUGAGGAGGCUUUCAUCUGAUGUAUGGAAGCCUCUUGUGCCAUUACUCUGCUUUAGUGCCACCCUUGUGGUCGUGGUGUUAUAUGCCCUGGCAGAUCGGCUCCGCAGCUUUGUAGCUGACAUCUUCAUUCCCCAGUACCACUACCCGUUUGCUGUACCAAUCACCUUUGUACAGGUACUGGUGACUCUGCUAUACUUGCUGGUCCUCCAUGCCGUGGGCCUGGCACCACUGAAGCCCUACUCUCUGUCUCUGGGAGAGCGCCUGCUGGUGCCCUCUAUCUGUGGGAGUGCCCAGGCUGUGCUGGGUGUGUGGGCAGAGGCCAGUGCCCAUUCUGGCAUGUACCCACUCACCAUGGGCCUGCUGCCCCUGCUCUGUGUGGGCUGGAGCCAUGGCCUGCGACUGGCACUACUCCCGUCAGUCCACCUAACGGGCCUUAUCACAGUCAUCACUUUCACCUCUGUCACUAUCACAGUGUCUCAGGGUGUCCCGUCAGUGGAGGUUCUGGAGUGUCUCUACGCCCCACUGGCCCUCCUUCUCCACAGCCUCUCUCUGACCUGGCUGGCCAAGGUGGCUGAGAACGAGCACCGGCGCCACAUCAGCUCCCACACCUCGCCCUUUGACCUGUACUUCACCCUGAUGGUGAACCAGAGCCUGGUGCUGGGCUUCCUGUGCCUGCUGCACCCGGAGGGCCCCCGGGCACUGGGCGAGGGUAGCUGGCAUAGCCUGCUAUUCAUGGGGUACCUGCUGGCCAUACUGAUGCUGGGAGCGCUACAGAAUCUCUUGGUCAACAUGGCCGCUCUGGCCUUCUCACCGCUGGCUGCAGCACUACUACACACAGCACGUGGAUUAACAAGACCUUUGUACAGCCUGUUGUAGAGAUCCAACAUAGAGGAGGAUGAAGUUGAUCGUAGAGACUAAUCAGUCUGAAGUCAGUUUUGCAUUCCUCCUAAUGAUUAAAGGGAGGAUUUGUCAAGGAUAAUCUGAUCCUAGAUCUGUGCCAGGAGCAGGAUACAUAGCUUUACUACAGAGCAGUAUUAUUCACUCUAGGAGCAAGACUUCAACUCCCAUGGUGCAUCGCUUGGGACUUUUACUACAAUUGCAUUUUGUUCCUAACCUUUGGGCUGGAUUGAUUUAGAAAUGUUAAGCCAAUCUCCAACAUUCCAUUCUUAAGCAAAAUUCUGUAGAAAUUGGUGUAGUUGCUUCCGUCUGGCCACUCUACCAUAAAGGUCUGAU
Molecule: messenger RNA, 1763 nt
Organism: Salvelinus sp. IW2-2015
Lineage: Eukaryota; Metazoa; Chordata; Actinopteri; Salmoniformes; Salmonidae
Source: RefSeq, a predicted model, not a curated record